This is a messenger RNA of Xenopus laevis (African clawed frog), 1487 nucleotides long. It is a transcript of the gene rbm22.S, whose product is annotated as RNA binding motif protein 22 S homeolog. The record is from RefSeq and is marked provisional. Lineage: Eukaryota; Metazoa; Chordata; Amphibia; Anura; Pipidae. Gene Ontology annotation, cellular component: Prp19 complex; nucleus; cytoplasm. Gene Ontology annotation, molecular function: RNA binding; U6 snRNA binding; nucleic acid binding.
GAGAUUCGAAAUGGCGACGUCGCUCGGAUCAAACACGUACAAUCGGCAAAACUGGGAAGACGCGGACUUUCCCAUUCUGUGUCAGACAUGUCUUGGCGAAAAUCCAUACAUCAGGAUGACCAAAGAAAAAUAUGGAAAGGAGUGCAAGAUUUGUGCUCGUCCAUUCACUGUUUUUCGCUGGUGUCCUGGUGUUCGAAUGCGCUUUAAGAAGACAGAAGUGUGCCAAACAUGCAGCAAGUUGAAAAAUGUCUGUCAGACCUGCUUGCUUGACCUUGAAUAUGGACUGCCAAUUCAAGUACGAGAUACUGGGGUAUCCCUAAAAGAUGAGAUGCCUAGAUCUGAUGUGAAUAAAGAAUAUUACACUCAGAACAUGGAAAGAGAGAUUGCAAACUCUGAUGGGACAAGACCUGUUGGAGCUCUGGGCAAAGCUACAUCUAGCAGUGACAUGCUGCUAAAACUUGCUCGCACCACCCCUUACUACAAACGCAACCGACCACAUAUCUGUUCUUUCUGGGUGAAAGGAGAGUGUAAAAGAGGAGAGGAAUGUCCAUACAGACAUGAGAAACCCACUGAUCCUGAUGAUCCCCUCGCAGACCAGAAUAUUAAAGACCGUUUCUAUGGUAUUAAUGACCCUGUCGCAGACAAAUUAUUGAAAAGGGCCUCCACAAUGCCUCGUCUGGAUCCACCAGAGGACAAGAGCAUCACAACUCUUUAUGUUGGGGGUUUGGGAGACACCAUCAGUGAAUCAGAACUCCGGAAUCAUUUCUACCAGUUUGGUGAAAUAAGAACAAUUACUGUAGUUCAAAGGCAGCAAUGCGCAUUUAUUCAGUUUGCCACUAGACAGUCAGCAGAGACGGCAGCAGAGAAAUCCUUUAACAAGUUAAUUGUGAAUGGACGUCGACUCAAUGUGAAGUGGGGAAGGUCUCAGGCAGCCCGAGGCAAAGAGAGGGAACAUGAUGGGUCCGGUGAUCCUGGAAUGAAAUUUGAGCCUGUUCCUGGACUUCCUGGAGCCCUGCCACCCCCACCAACAGAAGAAGAAUCUUCAGCCAACUACUUUAACCUGCCUCCUAAUGGGUCAGCAGCUCUCGUGAACAUUUCCCUCCCACCUCCACCUGGCUUAAGUGGGCCACCUCCAGGAUUUGGCCCACACAUGUUCCCACCUAUGGCACCUCCUCCAUUCCUUCGUGCUCCUGGGCAUAUCCACUAUCCAUCUCAAGACCCUCAACGGAUGGGAGCACAUGCAGGAAAACCUAGUAGUGGUUAAUCUUUUGAUGCUAAUGAAACUGUAUGAUGGCUAAUGUGACCUGUGUGGUCAUGCAUUUAAUGUUUAGAAAAAUAAUGGGUAUUCAGAGCACCAUUUGUAUGAAUGUACCACUGAUUCUUCUGGUACAAAUAAAAUACUGACCUGCCAAGGUGGAACAACCUUUUAAAGUUUAAAGGAGACAAGAACCAAGACUGUCCUAAGAGAAAUAAAAUUUUUACCUUCU